GUCACGUCGAUGUAUCGCCACAAUCGCCUGCACUUUGUUUGAAUUUCGUGAGGUUUGAGCGCGGAUCGAGGUUUUGUGAAGAGUAUGGAAGAGUUUCGGUAGAGAAAAGUGCUCACGUAAGUUUUAGCUUUAGGGUUUGGAGAUAUUGAAAUUGCUGAGCGUCGGGUUUUAUGAGUUUUUGCGAGAGCUCUGAAUUGAUUUCUGCAAUGGGGUUUGUUGGAUUGAAUGUGGCAGCAGAUAGCGUUAGGAAGGGGAAGGAACUAUAAUUGAGGGAUGAUCUUAGGAAGUUGUUUUAAGCAUUUAACGGAGGAGGAGGAACUUGUGCGGGGUUCGCGCGUCUGCUGAGAAUCGGAAGAAGAAUUGUGCAGAGAUGGCAGUGCGUUGGUCGUCGAGGACGAGGCAGAGCUUGAAGUUUAUCGGCAAGUUGUCAAAUGAGGCUCCAUCCAAGCCAUUGCGCUCAUCGGGAGAAUUAAUACAUAGUUUUGAAUGUAAAGCAAACCCUUCAGACAGGUUUGGGCUAAGGUCUGCUGUGGUGGCAAGUUUGGUGUUCUGCACAACCUCGGGAGCCCUAUACACAGAGCAAUUGAAUGGGAGGCCUGAGAGGGAUGGUAUUGGUGGAGGUGUUACAACACCAUCGCAUGAGGGAGAAUCUGGACGGUUCAAUGAACCAAGGAGAACUCUGGAUUUGCCCCACUCUGGUGACAACGUACUUGGAUUUGUUACUUGUGAAGGCUGUAACUUGAAUAAUCGGACUCCAAUUGUUAGAGUGUCCAACGCGUCCCCGUUCCCAGGAUCAGCGGCAAAGAGUCCUUCCACUAAAGGUGCUUCCUUACCGUCCAAACAAGGAGGCUGCUUAAGUCGAUAUGCUAUUGCUGAUGCUGCAGCAAAGGCUGCCCCAGCUGUUGUUAAUGUCAAAGUCUCACUGGGUAGAAGAAAUGCUUUUUUUGGAGAAACGGCAGGCUCUGGGUUCAUAAUACAAUCAGAUGGUACUAUUCUGACAAAUGCGCAUGUUGUUGCUACUGAUCGGCGUGGUCUCCACAAAGGCUCGUUGAUUGUCACGUUGCAAGAUGGUCGGAAUUUCGAGGGUGAGGUGGUCAGCUUUGACUCUUUAUCAGAUUUAGCUGUGAUAAAAGUGAACUCAUCUAGGCCACUACCAGUAGUGAAGCUUGGAUCAAGCAAAGAUCUCAGGCCGGGUGAGUGGGUGGUUGCUUUGGGUAGUCCUCUUCAUCUACAAAAUACAAUAACAGCUGGUAUUAUCAGUUGCGUAGACCGCAAAAGCUCAGAAAUUGGACUUGAAGGAGUUGGGACUGGGUAUAUUCAAACCGAUGCUGCUAUCAAUCAGGGUAACUCGGGAGGACCAUUGUUAAAUCUUGAUGGUGAAGUGAUUGGCAUCAAUACGAUGAAGGCUUUGGCAGCUGAUGGUGUCAGUUUUGCUAUACCAAUUGAUUCCGCGAUUAAAAUAGUAGACCAGCUCAAAAAGCGCAGGCAUGUGGUACGGCCCUGGCUUGGCAUGAAAAUGUGGGAGCUCACUGAACCUAGAAUUUCGCAACUUAAGGAAAGAAGGCCUGGGUUUCCUGAUGUUAACGCAGGCAUACUUGUCUCUCAGGUAAUCCCUGGAUCUCCAGCAUUUCGAGCCGGAGUACUUAAUGAUGAUGUGAUAAUUGAGUUUAAUGGGGUUCCUGUUACCACCAUUGAUCAGAUCGUUGAAGCUUUAGGAGAUAAAGUUGGAACCUCAUUCAAAAUGGUGGUGAAGCGAAGAAACAAUGAGCAAGUUGUACUGCACGUUACUGCGGAGGAAGCCAGUCCAGACCUUUGAGUGGACAUCUUUAAUUCUUGGGGACUCUGUUAGCGAAGUAAGAGGAUUUCCCCUAGUUUUCUGUUGUAGUUUCUGGCUGACAAAACAGUAGAUGUACCAGCGGACUGAAGGGAUUAGUAUGAUUAGUCUCAGGACUUAAGACGGAUAGACACAGACUGGAGAGGGUAUUUGAAAAUGGUUCAAGAGAAUCCAGUGGAGCCCAUCAUCGAGGGGUGUAAGGUUUGGAGAAAUGUUUUGUUUUCCUCGUUUUGAGUAGAGCAUUACCGUAAGAGGUGUGUUGCGACUCACUCAACACAUAUAGCGUUGUAACUCA
Molecule: messenger RNA, 2129 nt
Organism: Physcomitrium patens
Lineage: Eukaryota; Viridiplantae; Streptophyta; Bryopsida; Funariales; Funariaceae
Source: RefSeq, a predicted model, not a curated record